This is a messenger RNA of Silurus meridionalis, 2235 nucleotides long. RefSeq names its product aarF domain containing kinase 1 (gene adck1). NCBI's taxonomy places the organism in Eukaryota, Metazoa, Chordata, Actinopteri, Siluriformes, Siluridae. The record is from RefSeq and is a predicted model, not a curated record. Gene Ontology annotation, cellular component: mitochondrial inner membrane. Gene Ontology annotation, biological process: lipid homeostasis; mitochondrion organization.
UGAUGCUUUGCGCGUGACGAACGCGGAAGUACGGCUGACAUGAAAUUCACCGGCGAGUCAAUGACGGCGUGCGUGUGAGUGAGUGGAGAAGCGAUUUCCGGUGACAAACAACAACAACAGCAUCAACAACAAGAACAACAGCAUCUCCACACGAGGCUCUAGCUACUGUGUGCCCCACAUGGCCAAGCGACUGCUGAAGGUGACGUCACUCGCGACUGCGCUCGUCGCCUCGUCUGGUUUUUACCUGUACUCUCAGAAAGUCGACCUCAACGACCUCAGCAUCGUCAGAUUCGGCCGAGCGGCUGCUACGACAGCAGUUAUCAGUUAUGACUAUCUCACCACUCUGCGAGAAGCUCAGCAUGGAACAGAGGAGUUCUGGACCCUCAAAUCAAAGGUUCACAGACGUUCAGCCGAGAGGCUCAGAGACCUGUGCUGUGCAAACCGUGGCACGUUCAUUAAGGUGGGGCAACAUCUGGGUGCUCUGGACUACCUCCUGCCCGAGGAGUACACGAGCACUCUGAAGAUCCUCCACAGCCGAGCUCCAGCCAGCACCAUGCAGGAGAUCCAGCAGGUCAUCAGAGAAGAUCUGGGCAAAGAGCUGGGCGAAUUGUUUGUGAGCUUCGAGGAGAAGCCACAGGGGGCAGCGUCUCUCGCUCAGGUGCACAAGGCCGUCCUGCCUAACGGCACCACGGUGGCGGUCAAAGUGCAGCAUCCAAAAGUUCAGGCUCAGAGCUCCAAGGACAUCAUGGUGAUGGAGUUCCUUCUGCAGGCGGUUCAUUGGCUCUUUCCAGACUUUGCAUUCAUGUGGCUGGUAGAAGAAGCAAAAAGGAACCUGCCUCUCGAGCUCGACUUCCUCAACGAAGGACGAAAUGCUGAGAAAGUGUCUCACAUGCUCAAGCACUUUGACUUUCUUAAGGUGCCAAAGAUCCACUGGGACCUUUCAACCAAGCGUGUCCUGAUCAUGGACUUCGUUGAGGGAGGGCAGGUGAACGAUCGCGAGUACAUGGCGAAGCACGGAGUAGACGUCAACGAGGUUUCCAGGAAUUUGGGCAAGAUGUACAGCGAGAUGAUAUUCGUGAACGGUUUCGUGCACUGCGACCCUCACCCUGGCAACGUGCUCGUGCGAAAGUGCCCCGAAAGCAACAAGACGGAGAUUGUUUUACUCGAUCACGGCUUGUAUCAGUUGCUGAAGCCGGAGUUUCGUCUGGAUUACUGCAGACUGUGGCAGAGUCUCAUAAAGGGAGACAUGAAGGGGAUCGAGCGUUACAGCAGACGCCUGGGGGCCGGAGACCUGUACCCUCUGUUCUCCUGCGUCCUCACGGCCCGCUCCUGGAGCUCGGUCAGCACCGGCAUCAGCCACACGCCCGUCACAAGCGCAGAGGAUGUGGAGAUUCGCACGAACGCAGCGAUGUACCUUCCUCAGAUCAGCGAGCUGCUGAAUCGGGUUCCUCGGCAGAUGCUGCUGCUGCUGAAGACCAACGACCUCCUAAGGGGCAUCGAGACGGUGCUGCAGACCCGCAGCUCCAGCUCCUUCAUCAGCAUGAGCCGCUGCUGUACACGGGCCCUCGCCAGUUAUAAAAGGAGUAAGACGAACUCGAGGAUGAGGAGGCUGCAGAUCAGCAUGUCCGAGGCGCUCUCUCUGUGUCAGAUCGGUCUGUAUGAAGUGGUGAUGUGGAUUCGGAGUUCGUUGUUGGUGAAGUGGAUGCACCACGUUCUCGGCUGGUUGCCGUCCGCACAUUAAAGGGGGUUAAAGAACUUUAAAGAAGGUUCAGGAUGGACCCUUGUCUUGCACCUCGCCGCAUUUCCUCAAUCUCCUAUGCUGAUCGUCAAUCCAUCCACACGCCACCAUCACCAACCACACAGCGAGACCAGAACCCGAGAAGAUCUACAGUACAGAGUGACAGAGUUCAGUCAGUAUUAAUGUGGUGAUAUCAAAAGUUUUAAGACUAGUUCUGUAACACGCCAACAGAUGGCAGCACAAGGCUGCACGCACAGUCACAGGGAGCACCGACCUUCAUAAGUCAGUGUGCCAAAAGACAAGUACACAUCGAGCGCUGGUGCUAUUCGGACCACGUAGUUUUCAAGUUAUUACGAUUUAGAAUUAAAGCUGCAUAAUCAUUAAUAUAACUGUAAUGUUUUUCCUGUUUUUGUUUCCCCCCCCAGACAAUCCUGUAUUGUUUUACGUGUCUUAAUGUCACACAGCAGGUUUAAUCUUAAACAGAACAUUUUACUUUA